AUGUUUCGAGUUGGCUUGGAUGUCUUCGAGGAUGAGCCUUACAUGAAGCCUGGGCUUGCCGAGUUGAAAAAUGUUGUUGUGGUACCUCACAUUGCUUCCGCUUCCAAGUUAAGAGAAGAUGAAAACUCAAAUGCUGCCCAUGUUGAACGAUUCUUGGAAGGGGCUGCAGCUGCAAGGGCGCUUAAUGAGGGAUACGAAAACCAAGACCGGAGGCCUAGCAGACAACAACUGUUGGUUGUGGCGAACAGGUUACCUGUCUCUGCAAUUAGAAGAGGUGAAGAUUCAUGGUCUCUGGAGAUGAGUGCAGGGGGUCUGGUCAGUGCACUUUUGGGUGUAAAGGAGUUUGAGGCAAGGUGGAUUGGUUGGGCCGGGGUAAAUGUGCCGGAUGAAAUUGGACAGAAGGCUCUUACUAGAGCUCUUGCUGACAAGAGAUGUAUUCCAGUUUUCCUUGACGAGAGCCCCGCAAAACAAAUGGUUGUUUUAGUCAGAACCAGAGCCCCGCAAACAGCCUUGAGCUGGUUCACUUCACUCAACAUCUCCAGAUCUAUUCAUGGGGUACCCUUUGCAACCGAUGAAGUGGAAGAGAUAUCGGGUUCACAGCCUGCUGAAGUUCUCAACUUGGUGCAGGGUAAAUGGAAGAACACUAAUAGAUGGAACACAAUUUGGGAUCCUUUAAAUGGGGAGCCAUUCAUUAGAGUUUGUGAAGUUGAUGAAACGGGAAUACAGCCGUUUGUGGAGAGCUUGUCCAGGUGCCCGAAACAUGGUCUUCACAAUCCGUUCAAAGCACCAGAGAGGUAUCUUAUGCUUGGGGACAUAUCUGCAAAGGCAGGUCACAUGCUUUCCUUGCCAAAGGUUUCUGAUUUCUUCACAAGAUUAAUACAAAGGGUUGCUCCAAAGAGUUACCAUCAGGCUUCUGGUGAAGUUUAUGUCACUCAAAAAUUUCUUGAGAAUUUCUCCAGCGAUCAGGUCCGCUUCCUUGCAAGAUCUUUUGGGGUGCCUGGAAAUCAUCUUGGACAGCAAAGUCAUGGUUUCCGUUGGCCUUAUGGUCCUGUUGCAAUCAUUACUCCCUUUAAUUUUCCACUACAAAUUCCUGUACUUCAGUUGAUGGCUGCACUUUAUAUGGGUAACAAACCAGUCCUCAAAGUUGAUAGUAAGGUAAGCAUUGUUAUGAAGCAAAUGAUGAGGCUGCUUCAUUACUGUGGGCUACCGACAGAGGAUGUUGACUUCAUAAAUUCUGAUGGGCAGACAAUGAACAAGCUACUAUUAGAGGGAAAUCCACGAAUGACCCUUUUCACUGGUAGCUCAAGAGUGGCAGAUAAGUUGGCUGGUGACCUGAAGGGUCGUGUUAAGUUGGAAGAUGCAGGAUUUGACUGGAAGAUUUUAGGGCCUGACGUUCAUAAGGAAGACUAUGUUGCAUGGGUCUGUGAUCAGGAUGCAUAUGCAUGUAGUGGUCAGAAGUGCUCUGCACAAUCGAUGCUCUUCAUCCAUGAGCGUACUACUUCACAGGAAAGUACGCUGACCAAGGGUGGAUGAUCUUGCUGACAUCAAUCUUAGGAUUAACAAAUGGUUAUCUCACUAUCUGUGUCAUGACAGUGGCACCCAAAGGCUACAACGGACCUGAGCAAAAUGCCUUGGGAAAUAUACUUGUUUUGUUUCUUUUGGGAGGCAUAUUUGCAGGGGUUUGCCUUGACUGGUUGUGGCUCAUUGGUAAGGAUAAAUUCUAAGGAGCAAAAGUGUGGGAUUGAAGAAAGAAAGUUGCUCGUUUGAAUACUAAUUUCGUGCUUCCGAUGGAUUGAAGAACGAUUAGGAACUACGAAUUGCAACCGUGUAAAUGAUUUGCUUUGGGUGUAUAGUUUGAUAUACCUUGUUUAAAAAUCCAUAACUUUUCAUGUCAUUGAUUUGUAGAACUUUUAUUCUUACUUGAAUGAGAGAGAGAUAUGCAGUGUGACAUGAAGAUA
Pyrus x bretschneideri (Chinese white pear) is the source of this 1958-nucleotide messenger RNA. RefSeq names its product probable aldehyde dehydrogenase. Gene Ontology annotation, biological process: trehalose biosynthetic process. The transcript has 17 exons. Gene Ontology annotation, molecular function: aldehyde dehydrogenase (NAD+) activity; L-glutamate gamma-semialdehyde dehydrogenase (NAD+) activity. Gene Ontology annotation, cellular component: mitochondrion. Bases 1 to 1533 code for a protein of 510 amino acids. The record is from RefSeq and is a predicted model, not a curated record. NCBI's taxonomy places the organism in Eukaryota, Viridiplantae, Streptophyta, Magnoliopsida, Rosales, Rosaceae.